Molecule: messenger RNA, 1654 nt
Organism: Gastrolobium bilobum
Lineage: Eukaryota; Viridiplantae; Streptophyta; Magnoliopsida; Fabales; Fabaceae
Product: F-box/LRR-repeat protein At1g67190-like
Exons: 2
Coding region: 211-1470 (419 amino acids)
Molecular function (GO): protein binding
Source: RefSeq, a predicted model, not a curated record
CAAGACGAAAUCACGAAGCUGACCCUGCCAAAAUUCUCUUUCUUCCUUUCGUUCGAGCUUUGGCUAUUUGGAUGAUCGGUUUCCAAAUUUCAAUUGCAAGUAGAUGAUAGCUUCAUUCUCCUGUUGGUAUCCAGGUUAAGUCUAAUUCAGGAAAUUGAUACAAUGGACCGUUAAGUAUUUGUGAUUUAUGGUGUUUUUCUCUCUUAAACUAUGGAGAACCUUCCUGUUGAAGUGAUUGGUAAUAUACUAUCCCAUCUUGGGUCUGCCCGGGAUGUUGUGAUUGCUUCAGCAACAUGCAAGAAAUGGAGGGAAGCUUGGCGUAGCCACCUCCACACUCUUUCAUUCAAUUCUUGUGAUUGGCCCAUUUAUCAUGAAUUAACCAAUAAUAGGUUAGAAAUACUGAUCACUCAAACAAUUUUCCAAACCAAAGCGCUGCAGUGUUUAAAAAUUUUCAUGGAUGAUGUCCACGAGUUUUCUGCUGCUCCUGUCAUUGCUUGGCUUAUGUAUACCAGGGAUUUCUUGCGCCAGUUACAUUAUAAUGUAAGGACAACCCCGAAUUUCAACAUCAUCGAAAAAUGCGGUAGGCAGAAGCUGGAAGUGUUGGAAUUGGCUCGCAGUUCUAUCGUGGGUGUGGAUCCCUUUUAUCAGAAGUUUCCUUGCUUGAAGUCACUUUCAUUGAGUUUUGUUAGCAUCUCGGCACUGGAUCUGAGCCUUCUACUUUCUGCUUGUCCAAGGCUUGAAACCUUGUCUCUCUUCAGUCCAGAAAUUGCUGUCUCAGAUUCGCAGGCUUCCAUGGAGCUUAGCAGCUCUACUUUGAAAAAUUUCUCUGUUGAGUCAUUUGGUUUAGACAAAUUUGUAUUAGAGGCAGAUUUGCUUGAGAAUUUACAUCUUAAAGACUGUACCUUUGAGGAUUUUGAAUUAAUUGGCAAGGGAACAUUGAAAGUGUUGAAGGUUGAUGACGUGAGUGUCAUCCAUCUUGAUAUUGGCGAGAAUACGGAGAACCUUGAGAUCGUAGAUGUCAGCAACUUCACAAUUAUGUGGCCAAAAUUUUAUCAUAUGAUCUCAAAAGCAUCAAAGUUACAUAGGCUUCGGUUGUGGGGUGUUGUGUUUGAUGAUGAGGAUGAAGUUGUGGACUUAGAGACCAUUUCCGUUUGUUUUCCUCAGUUGAUGCACCUGUCCUUAAGUUAUGAUUUACGAGAUGGUGUACUUAAUUAUGGCUUGCAGGGUUUGUCUACUUUGGCGAAUGUGGUGGUGUUAGAACUUGGAUGGACUUCAAUCAGUGAUCUUUUCUCAGCAUGGGUAGCUGGACAUUUGGAAAGAUGUCCCAAUUUGAAAAAAUUGGUCAUUUAUGGUUUUGUUUCAGAGGUCAAAACACAUGAAGAGUGCCAAAUUUUGGCCAAAUUUACUGAAAUCAUUCUUCAUCUUGGAAGAAAAUAUAUGCAUGUAAAGUUUGAGUUUGAAUAUGAGUAGUGAGUUCUUCCAUACUCAUCCAUGUCUGUCAAAAUCUUUGUUUAAUAUCAUUCAGCAAGAAGGUACUUCUAUACCCAAUGAGUUUCUUCUUUACUUGUUGUUCAUUUUUCUAAAGUUUGAAGCAUAAGAGUGCACCAAUUGUAAAGUGACAGAUUCUUUGUGUAAAAGAGAGAAUUUUGAUUUC